CGGAGAAAUUAUAUCAUGAAAGUUACGGUGCUUAUUAAGCAUUUUAAAACGUAUGUGAGGAGAGGAGGAGACGAGAGGAGCUGAUUUUUGGACUAUUGGGCCACAACCAUGGGCUCGGAGACAGGAAGUUACAGGAAGGCGUGAGAAGCAGCAAACAGCACCUCUUCUGAAGCCCCGCCUCCUUCAUGGCCCUCAGACACACCUGAGACAUGAACGGCCAAUGGUGGGACGGCGAGGCUGCACCGAUGUCUUUGCAUCCGGUCACCUGGCAACCGUCAAAGGAUGGAGAGCGUCUGAUUGGUCGGAUCGUGCUGAACAAGAGGAUGAAGGACGGGUCGAUUCCUGCAGACACCGGAGCGCUGCUGGGACUCAAGGUUGUUGGGGGGAAGAUGACAGAGUCUGGUCGUCUCUGUGCGUUCAUCACCAAGGUGAAGAAAGGAAGUCUGGCUGACACUGUGGGGCAGCUGAGACCAGGUGAUCAGGUUCUGGAGUGGAACGGUCAGGUUCUGCAGGGAGCCUCGUUUAACGAAGUCUACAACGUUAUCCUGGACUCGCAACCUGAGCCUCAGGUGGGGCUGAUGGUGUCCCGCCCCCUCAGAGAGGUUUCCAGAACAGACGGCUUCCUGCUGGACUCCAGUUUACCCAUCAGCCCCGGCGUUCUCUCCAACCAGGUUUCUACCGGCAACAGACGUCCUCUGGUCCCCAGGAUCCAGGUGAAGCUCUGGUAUGAUAAAGUGGGCCAUCAGCUGAUCGUGACAGUUCUUGGAGCAAAAGAGCUUCCUGUCCGGGCCGACAGCCGACCAAGGAACCCGUUCGCUAAGAUCUACUUCCUGCCGGACCGCAGUGAUCGGAGCUACCGCAGGACGAAGACAGUCAGAAAGUCUCUGGAUCCUCGAUGGAACCAGACCUUCAUGUUCUCCUCCGUGCAGAACAGAGACCUGAGGGAGAGGAACCUGGAGCUGACUGCCUGGGACCAGGGGGGGGAGGAGCUACUGCUGGGGGAGGUGAUCGUCCAGCUGGACUCGGCUCUCCUGGAUGAUCAGCCUCACUGGUACAAACUGCAGCUGCCCAUCACCCCCCCCCAUCCUGCAGAGGAGGGGUCUGCAGAGCGCUCCCAGGAUCAGUGAGUUAGAAGAGGAUGGCAUCGGGGUCGUCUCAGACUACCGGCUGAGUGGGCGGGACUUCCACAGCUCCACCCAAUCAGUGCCUGAACAGGUCAUGAUGGCGUCCAAUCAGA
Molecule: messenger RNA, 1237 nt
Organism: Gymnodraco acuticeps
Lineage: Eukaryota; Metazoa; Chordata; Actinopteri; Perciformes; Bathydraconidae
Product: regulating synaptic membrane exocytosis protein 2
Exons: 14
Coding region: 210-1127 (305 amino acids)
Biological process (GO): calcium ion-regulated exocytosis of neurotransmitter; positive regulation of synaptic transmission; regulation of synaptic plasticity
Cellular component (GO): presynaptic membrane; cytoskeleton of presynaptic active zone
Molecular function (GO): small GTPase binding; transmembrane transporter binding
Source: RefSeq, a predicted model, not a curated record